AUGACCACUAACUGUCAUCCUCAUAGAUCCGAUCCUAAGUCUGAGUUCGUCAUCGUUCACAACGGUAUUAUUACCAACUAUAGAGCUAUCAAAACUUUAUUAUUAUCGAAAGGUAUGAAAUUUGAAUCCGAAACUGAUUCAGAAUGUAUCGCUAAGUUGUUCAAACACGUCUAUGAUUCUAACAUGAAAGCCGGUUACGCUUUGGAUUUGAACGAAUUAACCAAGCAAGUCUUAUACGAAUUAGAAGGUUCGUAUGGUUUAUUAGUUAAGUCAACACACUACCCCGGUGAAGUUUGUGGUACUAGAAAGGGUUCUCCAUUAUUAGUUGGUGUUAAGACCGACAAGAAAUUGAAGGUUGAUUUCGUUGAUGUUGAAUUCCCUGAAUCAAACCCAGAUCAAGCUCCAAUUUCUAACAACACUACUGCUCAAGAUUUAGGUCUUUUGCCAGUUGCGCAUGGUGAAUCUAACUUGAGAACUUCUCAAUCCAGAGCUUUCUUAGCUGAUGACAACUUGCCAAUGCCAGUUGAAUUUUUCUUAUCUUCUGACCCUGCUUCUGUUAUUCAACACACUAAGAAGGUUUUGUUCUUAGAAGAUGAUGAUAUUGCACACAUCUACGACGGUGAAUUACAUAUCCACAGAGCUAAGAAAUUAGCGGGUGAUUCAACCAUCAGACAAAUUCAAACCUUGGAAAUGGAAUUAAAUGAAAUCAUGAAAGGUCCUUACAAGCAUUUCAUGCAGAAGGAAAUUUUCGAACAACCUGAAUCGACUACUAACACCAUGAGAGGAAGAAUUGAUUUCGAGAAUUCGAAUGUUUUAUUGGGUGGUUUGAAAUCAUGGUUACCUACUAUUAGAAGAUGUAGAAGAAUCAUUAUGAUUGCAUGUGGUACUUCUUACCAUUCAUGUUUAGCUACUAGAUCCAUUUUUGAGGAAUUGACCGAAAUUCCCGUCGCAGUUGAAUUAGCAUCAGACUUCUUAGAUAGAAAGUCUCCUGUUUUUAGAGAUGACACAUGUGUUUUUGUCUCUCAAUCUGGUGAAACUGCUGAUUCUAUCUUAGCUUUACAAUACUGUUUAGAAAGAGGUGCAUUGACUGUUGGUAUUGUUAACUCUGUUGGUUCAAGUAUGUCAAGACAAACACAUUGUGGUGUUCAUAUUAAUGCCGGUCCAGAAAUCGGUGUUGCAUCUACCAAAGCAUACACUUCUCAAUACAUUGCCUUGGUGAUGUUUGCUUUAUCCUUAUCAAACGAUUACAUUUCUAAGGCUAAUCGUCAUAAGGAAAUCAUCGAAGGAUUGCGUAAAAUCCCUGAACAAAUUAAGACUGUUUUACAGUUGGAAGAUAAGAUUAAGCAGUUAUGUGACAGUAACUUGAACGACCAGAAAUCUAUGUUAUUAUUAGGUAGAGGCUACCAGCAUGCUACUGCCUUAGAAGGUGCCUUAAAGAUUAAGGAAAUUUCUUACAUGCACUCUGAAGGUGUGUUAGCUGGUGAAUUAAAACACGGUGUCUUGGCUUUAGUUGAUAGUAAAUUACCAAUCAUUGCUUUUGCUACUAGAGAUUCUUUGUUCCCAAAGGUUCUUUCUGCUAUUGAACAAGUCACCGCCAGAGACGGUAGACCAAUUGUCAUUUGCAACGAAGGUGAUGAUGUCAUUGGUGGAAGCAAGGCAUUGGCUACAUUGCACGUUCCAUUGACUGUUGAUUGUUUGCAAGGUUUAUUAAACGUCAUCCCAUUACAAUUAAUGAGUUAUUGGUUAGCUGUUAACAGAGGUAUUGAUGUCGAUUUCCCUCGUAACUUGGCUAAAUCGGUUACUGUCGAAUGA
Debaryomyces fabryi is the source of this 1812-nucleotide messenger RNA. It is a transcript of the gene GFA1, whose product is annotated as glutamine--fructose-6-phosphate transaminase (isomerizing). NCBI's taxonomy places the organism in Eukaryota, Fungi, Ascomycota, Pichiomycetes, Serinales, Debaryomycetaceae. Gene Ontology annotation, molecular function: L-glutamine:D-fructose-6-phosphate transaminase (isomerizing) activity; carbohydrate derivative binding. The transcript has a single exon. The coding region runs from base 1 to 1812 and encodes 603 amino acids. Gene Ontology annotation, biological process: UDP-N-acetylglucosamine metabolic process; protein N-linked glycosylation; fructose 6-phosphate metabolic process. The record is from RefSeq and is a predicted model, not a curated record.